GGACGUUCUAGCGCGGGGGGUAUAAAUCAAUCAACCUAUCAUCCACCCCCACCCUUCAUACUAGUACGCCGAGAAGGCAGAAACAGCACCGAUAUAAGGACUGAAAAGUGCAGUUGCGAAAGCAUCCACUAAAGAAGUAAGAAUUUCUAGAUUGCGCCCGGGUAGAUCACUUCUGUUUUGGAUGCUGGAAUUGACGAACUCAGCCUCGUGUGGUUCCUCAAGCCUACAAAGGCUUCACCAUCAGUCACCUGGUCUUGUGGUACACUCCAUCGCAGGUUCUUUGGGAGUGUCGCGCGUUCAAAGCAUCGGAAGGCUGGCCAACGAGGGAUAUCUCCAGUGAACUUUCUGAGGGCCACUCCGGACAUAACCUCCGAAUCCUCGACCGCAUCCAGGUACUAGAUACUCAUGAGGUCUACGCCUCGUGGUUAAACACCGUUCGGGAUUACACCUCUCGCAGUCUGACCAAAUACGAGGACACGUUCCCCGCCCUCAGUGGCCUCGCUCACAUCGUGCAUGGAUAUGUCCACUGCGACUAUGUGGCGGGCAUGUGGGCUGCUGACCUGCGGAGGAGCAUCGCAUGGGCACCCGGCAGACACAUGAAUGACACCCGCUUCUCAACCUCGCGACAUACCACGUACGUUGCUCCUACUUGGUCCUGGGCGUCGAUGAUGGGAACGAUCAAUUUUUACAAGGCCAAGGCGUCAUCUCGCGAUGUAUCCGACGAGACUGCUACCGUUAUUGGCGGCUGGAGGAUCACGCAUUUGACUCGAGAUCCCUUCGGCCAGAUCGCAACGGCAGAAUUGCAUAUGACUGCCCAAAUCCUGACAGGCGAUUCUUGACUACCACUCGGCUGCCUCGUAUUAUUACCUUCGCGGUCCCCACGACACGGUGAAUAAGUGGUAUGGACAGAUGGAAUUUGGUGUCGAGGCCGAGAGCCAAUCAUUGCAAGUGGUGUGGUGUAACCCUCUUUUCACCAGUGAUCCUAGGGGCGGUAUCGGUCUAGCCCCUAGUCCCCGUCCAGGGCCAGGAACACACGUACCGACGGGUAGGUCAUAUCUGGGAGCUGGAAAUGUCUCAUUUUCAAACGCUGGAGAGACAGAAAUUCCCGAAAGGAUAAAGAGAGCAAAGGUGCUAUAUUCAUACUAGAACCGACAUUCAGUUCGGCUGAAGUACCGAAGCUCCGGUAUCCUUAUACUCUCAUCCCACCACCAUCAUAUUACUUUCAAUUUCAUAUAUCUAUAGCGGACAGAGACCCCGAGGUAUAGUCUG
Messenger RNA from Aspergillus caelatus, 1269 nucleotides. RefSeq lists its product as uncharacterized. Lineage: Eukaryota; Fungi; Ascomycota; Eurotiomycetes; Eurotiales; Aspergillaceae. The transcript is spliced from 2 exons. Bases 546 to 839 code for a protein of 97 amino acids. The record is from RefSeq and is a predicted model, not a curated record.